This is a messenger RNA of Pedinophyceae sp. YPF-701, 2202 nucleotides long. Lineage: Eukaryota; Viridiplantae; Chlorophyta; Pedinophyceae. The record is from the annotation of a GenBank genome assembly.
AUGAUCUACGGAGCGCUUCACGACCGCAGGAGCGGCUUCUACCUUCACAGACAGUCUCUGUUUAACGAAGCGAUCGUUCGGAACCAUGACCUGGCCCAUAGGUUCGCGCGAGUUCGCGUCCUCGAGGGGCACAUGGGGUGCGUGAACACCGUGUGCUUCAGUCCGACGGGCGAGACCCUCGUCAGCGGCUCUGACGACCAGCGCAUCAUCUUGUGGGACUUCGCCACGGGACAACAGAGGCUCGCCUUCAACUCGAAGCACCGCAACAACGUCUUCCAGGCGCGCAUCGUCGCGCACAGCGGCGAUCGCGUCCUCAUCAGCUGCGCGGCCGACGGCCAGGUCCGGAGCCACCACCUCCAGUCCGACGGCGGCGUCACGUCGACGCUGCUCGCGCAGCACUACGGGCGCGCGCACAAGCUCUCGGUCGACCCGGGCGCGCACCAGUGCUUUCUGUCCUGCGGAGAGGACGGCAUCGUGCGGCACUUCGACCUCCGCGAGCCCCGCGCCGGCAACAGAGUCCUGUUCGCCGCGUACGCCAUCCUGCCCGGCGGGCAGCCGCCUCGGCCGGGCUCGAUGUCAGCGCUGGGCAUCAACGCGGUGCACCACAACCCGAUUGACCCCACGAAGUUCGCGCUCGGCGGCGACGACGAGUACGUGCAGAUAUACGACAUGAGGAAGCUCGACACGGGCCGCGCGGGGGCGGCGGGAGGCAGCCCACGCCGGUCGGCGCAGAGCGGGUCGCAGAUGGUGGGAUCGAGCGACGGGGACGACGAGGACGACGAUUCGGACAUGGACUUCGCGAUGCGGUUCGGGAUGAUUCGGAUGCCGCCGGAGCCGCGCGUCGGCGACGCGCCCAUCGGACAGCCCGUGGGGACGCUGUGUCCGCUGCAUCUGCGCGUCCACCUGCCAGGACCACCCCGGGGGCCCUACCACGUCACCUGCGUCCAGUACUCGCCCUCCGGCGAGCUCCUCGCCACGUACCACGACGACGACCUCUACCUCUUCGCCCCCGACGGCGCCACCGAGGCGUCGGUCGCCAACAGAUACGCGGCGCUCUCGCUGCCGCCGCCGCCGCCGCCGCCGCCGCCCGAGCCCCCGAGCCCCCGCCAGCCCCGCCGCCAGCGCCGCAGGAUCCUGCGCGCGGCAGCCCCGCGCGACCCCUCCGACGAGGAGGAGGACUCCGUGGAGGAGGCGUGCAGCGACGCAGACGAGGGCGACAGCGACGACCGCACGGACGACGAGGGCGGCGGAGCGGGGCGCGAGCUGCGCGCGGAAGACGUGGUCGGGACCGGGGAGGAGUGGUCGCGCGUCGUGCAGUGCUACUGGGGCCACCGCAACCAGCAGACGGUCAAAGGGUGCGCGUUCGCGGGGCCCAACGCGGAGUACGUGGUCAGCGGGUCGGACUGCGGGCGGCUGUUCGUGUGGUCGAAGCGCGACGGGGCGAUUCAGGCCGUCCGGCGCGGCGACAACGACGUGGUGAACUGCCUUGAGCAGCACCCGGUCCUGCCAAUGACCAUGGCGACGAGCGGCAUCGACGACAGCGUCAAGAUCUGGGCGCCGACCGCGGAGGAGCCGACGGUGCCGGGGGAGCGCGAGGAGGAGGUUCGCGUGCGGAAUGUGCGGAACCGGCAGCUCCCGCCCGUGUCGCUGCUGGCCAACCUGCGGCGGCAGCACAUCCGCCAUGUGCUGCAGAUGCUGGCCGAGGCGCAGGGGCGGGAGCCGCGCGAUGGGCAGGGGUUCACGUUCGAGGAGCUGUACUCUGCGAGCGAGGGCAGCGACGACGAGGACUACGAUGGCAACGACGACGACGGUAACGAGGAGGAGGGUGGGGAGGCGAGCGAGGGGGCGCGCGGGGCUGCAGGCGCUGCGGAGGUCGCGGACGGUGCUGGGGCGGCAGCGGCGGGCGCCGGCGCGGAGGCGGCUGCGGGGGCGGGGGCGGGGGGGGUUGUGGGAGGGGGGAGUGAUGCUGGGGGGUCCGACGGGGAGCGGGAGGAGAGGCGGGCGGUGCGAGCGGCGCUCAUCGCGGAAGCACAGGAAGAAGAAGAGGAGGAGGAGGAGGAGGUGCUGGGUCGCGGCGCGCAGCGGAGGCGGGCGUGGGCGCAGCAGGCGCAGGAGCGGGCGCAGGACAGGCGGGACGGUGGGCGGGCGAACCGCCGGCGUGCGCGGGACAGGCGGAACCCCACGCAGUGGCUGCAGGACUGA